AUGGACAAGUGUAUCAGAGGUCUGGCCUCUCAGUGCACCCGUGGCCCCUUCACCUGCACACAGCCGCGGCUGGCAGCAAGUCUGUCUCCUGUACUUGAGCUGGGAUCGGAACUGCCUCAGCCGAGUUCUCUGUCCACUGAGGGUGUGGAGCAACAUGGUGGAUCCAGAGUUCGGGAGUGUCGAUCCCAAGGGAGCUGGGGAGGUGUGAGCAGACCUGGGUGUGUGCGGGGAAGACUGCGCAGUUCCUGGGACGUUGCUGACUGUACUCUCUCCCCGGUGCAGGUGGAGCAUUGGCUGCUGCAACUGUCCACCGAACUGCAGGAGAGGCUGCUGCAGGAUCGGCAACAGAAUGGACGUGUGGCGGGACAGCUGGCAGUGGGGGUCCGGCUGCAGGGGGGGAGCCAGAACAGCAGCUUCCAGCGGUGCGGCCCCCUGUCGGGACAGGACGCUCCCCGCAUUGCCCGCGAUGCCCUGCAGCUCAUCAAGGUCUUCAACACUGCUGGGGCCCAGGGCGGGGCCUGGUCUCCGGCUGUGCUUGCGCUCUGCCUGUCAGCACGGAACUUCUCACCAUCUGCGGCUGCCUCCACCCCCGGCAUCACCCACUUCCUGAGCAGCCCCCACCCCCAGCGGCUGCCCCAGGCCCAGUCCUCAGGGGCGGGGGGCACAGGGAGCCCGAGAGGGGCAGCCAGGCACAGAGCUGGGACCAUCGCUUCCUUCUUCCUGCAGACCCCACCCCGGCCCGAGACCCACCCCGACCCCGACCCCUGCCCCUCCCUACCCCGGCCCGUGACCCAUCCUGACCCCUGCCCCGAGCCCCUCCCCUCCCCACCCCGGCCCGUGGCCUGUCCCGACACCCGGCCCGUGACCUGUCCUGACCCCUGCCCCGAGCCCCUCCCCUCCCCACCCUGGCCCGCGACCAGCCCCGACCCCUGCCCCUCCCCCUCCCCACCCCGGGUGAACGGGGACAUUGACCGUGUGAUGCCUGCAGCAGUCGACCUCCCCAGCCUGUCCUUCUUCAAGUGCAAAGCUCUUGACUGUUCUCCUGUAGCGACCCCCCCGAGCCAGCCCCCCCCACAGCCCCCAGCCUGCAGCCUACCCCCUGAGGUGCUGGUGCGCUGCGGGAGGUGUGGUCAGUCCUCCCUCCCCUGGGAAGUGGCGGAGCACGAGGACUUCCACUUCGCCCUCGACCUCCAGCGGUCCCUCUCGGCCUCCCCGCCCCCCUCCAGCCCCUCAGCCCCCUCUGUCCCGAGAUCCCCCUCCAACCCCUCGCCCCCGAGAGUCCCCUCCAGCCCCUCGGCCCCACGGCCCCCCUCGCCCCCGAGAGUUCCCUCCAGCCCCUCGGCCCCACGGGCCCCCUCCAGCCCCUCGGCCCCACGGCCCCCCUCGCCCCCGAGAGUCCCCUCCAGCCCUUCGGCCCCACGGGCCCCCUUCAGCCCCUCGGCCCCACGGCCGAAGAAGAAGGCAGCAGCCCAGCUGGGGGGUGCUGGGAAACGAGUCUGCAGCAGUGGCAGGACGUUGGAGUGGUAUUUUCGGAAAGCCCCUCCCUAGCGCCAGGACCCCGGCUUCCUGAAGCGUUGAAUCUUUUAACUUCAGAUGU
Pristis pectinata (smalltooth sawfish) is the source of this 1597-nucleotide messenger RNA. RefSeq lists its product as uncharacterized. The record is from RefSeq and is a predicted model, not a curated record. Gene Ontology annotation, biological process: error-prone translesion synthesis; response to radiation. Gene Ontology annotation, cellular component: replication fork; site of double-strand break; nucleus. Gene Ontology annotation, molecular function: DNA-directed DNA polymerase activity; damaged DNA binding. Bases 1 to 1548 code for a protein of 515 amino acids. Lineage: Eukaryota; Metazoa; Chordata; Chondrichthyes; Rhinopristiformes; Pristidae. The transcript has 4 exons.